Orbicella faveolata is the source of this 2000-nucleotide messenger RNA. RefSeq lists its product as uncharacterized. The record is from RefSeq and is a predicted model, not a curated record. Lineage: Eukaryota; Metazoa; Cnidaria; Anthozoa; Scleractinia; Merulinidae.
UAUUGGAGUGGCCCUAAGAAAACAUCCAGAAAAGGCAGGAACUUGAGAAAAUCACCAAAAAAAAUUUGGACCAAAACAGGCUCUUUCUCAAAAGACAAGUUUCUUUUAACACUGAUGAAACUCCGUUUGGGAUCCACAAAUGCAGACCUUGCACAAAGAUUUGGCAUUUCACACAGUACUGUAUCAACUAUUUUCAACACAUGGGUCACAAUUUUGGCUAGUGAACUGAAAUUCCUAAUGUACAAUCCUAGCAUGGAAGUUGUAAAGAAAGCACUGCCAAAGAAGUUCAAAAAACCAGGAUACUGCAAGGUACGCAAUAUAAUAGACUGCACUAAAAUUUUUAUACAGACCCCAAGCGACCCUGUAAUCAGAGCAUCAGUGUGGUCAGAUUACAAGCAUCACAAUACUGCAAAAAUCCUAGUUUCAAUCCCCCCAAAUGGGGCCUUCAACUUCAUCUCAGAGGCAUGGGGUGGGUGCACCUGGGAUGUCCAUUUGACAAGGGAAUCAGAGUUUUACAACAUCCUUGAGCCAUAUGAUGCAGUAAUGGUGGAUCGUGGAUUCAUUAUUGCAGAGGAUCUUUUGCUGCACAAAGCUGACCUUUUUAUUCCACCAGGGAAACAUGGACAAGAACAGUCCACGAAGGGUGAUGUACAGAAAACUAAGACAAUAGCUAAUCUACGCAUUUUUGUACAACAGGCCAUCAGGCAGCUGAAAACAUUCUGUAUAAUCAAGAACAAACUGCCUAUCUCUCUUAUUGGUAAUCUUGAUAACAUUAUUGUCUGUGCUGCAUUUUGCAAUUUGUACAAGCCUCUUUGCAAGAAACGCGUUUUUGGGGGGCUCAAGAUAUAGAGUAAAAUGUGUGAUUCACGAGGAAAUCCAUAACCCCAUCAUGGAGGGAAAUUGGAAAUUCCAGGGGGGGGGGGUCAGUUUGCUGCCUGUUUUUUAGGAGAUAAACAUUCAUAGAAACACUACACUUUUCAUUUGGAAAGGGGUUGGGAGAUCGUUUGACAAAUAGUUGCCUCCAUGGUUUGGGUAAUGACUUUUUCUGCCUCUUCUGGAAUAACACAAUUCAAGAUAUCAAUAGUAUGUUCACAGGUUUAGUGAAACUGAUUUCCUUGCACUGAUAGGAUGACAUCACCACAAAUACACAUAAUCAGGGGCUUAGCUGGGGGGAACAAAGGGCCUGGCCCACUUCUCUGAAAAGUAAUAUAUAGUAAAUAUAUGGGACAAUCAAGUUCAGAAAAAGCUUGGGCCCCUCCCUUUCUAGCCUUGCACCCCCUUUGAGCCCCUUUUGACCAAACCCUGGCUACCCCAGUAAUAAAAUUUAUGUUGAUGUCUAAUGAGACUAGUGUAAUUAAUGUAGGAAGCUAUUUUUUUAUUAACAACUUGAUAAAUAUUUUCUACUUUUGACAUUAGAUAUCAAGGAUCAAAUAAAGCAUUGACUGUACAAUAAUACAUGUAAUUGUUCAAUUAUAUUAUGCAGCUCCAUGGAAAUAUGAUUACCUGUUUAUAAAAUUUUCUCAGUCAGAUCCAUUUUCUAGGUAAUUUUUUUAAACAAUUUAUUUUUGCAGUAGUUUCAGGGCUGGUGAAAGACAAUUACUAUAAAACCAGGUUAGAUUUUCUUCAAGUCUACACCAGUAUGUGGCAUUAAAUCUGAUUGUUUCCAAGUGAUAGCCCUUUUGUGUGUAUACAAAGAAAUAGCACAAUGGCCUCUUUGUUGUGGUCAUCUCACCCUAGUCCUAUGCAAAGUACUGAUGCUGCUGCUUUAAAGCUACUUGUGCAUUACACAUACAUAAGUAUGACAGAUUAUGUGCUGGGGGAAUUUCAUUGGCAAUGCUAAAAGGGUUCUUGAUCCCUACUACCGCUUCCCCACAACAAGAGCACUCUAUCAGUCAGUCUGGGGAUGCUCCCAAGUACUGUUUAGUUUUAUCAAUAAAGAUAAAAAAGGUAAAGUCUGCAUAUGAGCCAAGUGGCCCAUCAGGCCGGAGCUUAUCCCGGUU